Messenger RNA from Humulus lupulus (European hop), 3534 nucleotides. RefSeq names its product pentatricopeptide repeat-containing protein At3g09060. Gene Ontology annotation, molecular function: protein binding. The record is from RefSeq and is a predicted model, not a curated record. Bases 169 to 2244 code for a protein of 691 amino acids. NCBI's taxonomy places the organism in Eukaryota, Viridiplantae, Streptophyta, Magnoliopsida, Rosales, Cannabaceae. The transcript has 3 exons.
GUAGAUAUGCCGCCGGCCCAAAUACAAAUACGGAAUUGUGCGAAGACCAGAGGCCAUAGUUGCCGCCGGAAAAGAAAAUGACCGUUGAGUAGAGCUGAGCUCCAGCUAACCAUGGUACUGUAACAAUGAGAAGUAGAAACCCUAGAAAUUCUAUUUUACUUCUCUGCCAUGGUGGAGUUCCCCAAGUAUCUCUCUCCAAAGAAACUUCUGAAUCUACUCAAAGCCGAAAAGAACCCUCACACCGCACUCGCACUCUUCUACUCAGCGAGUCGCGACCCGAGUUUUGCACAUUCCUCCACCAUCUUCCACCACAUCCUCCGCCGAUUGGUCGACCCGAAGCUCGUCAGUCACGUGGGCCGGGUCGUCGAACUGAUUAAGACCCAAAAAUGUGAGUGCCCUGAGGAUGUUGCAUUGACAGUGAUCAAGGCCUACGCGAAAAGCUCCAUGCCUGAUCAAGCACUGGAUGUGUUUCAGCGAAUGGAUGAGAUAUUUGGGUGUCAACCCGAAAUAAGGUCGUAUAACUCUUUGCUUAAUGCUUUCGUCGAAUCAAACGAUUGGGAUCAAGCCGAGUCGUUUUUUUCGUCCUUUGAGACAAAUGGGGUAACUCCUGAUUUACAAACUUAUAAUAUUUUGGUAAAAAUUUCGUGCAAGAAACGUCAGUUUGAGAAGGCAAAGAUGUUGUUGAAUUGGUUGUGGGAUAAUGGUUUCAAACCCGAUGUGUUCAGCUAUGGUACUUUGAUCAAUGCGCUUGCGAAGAGUGGGAACUUGCAAGAUGCUUUGGAUGUGUUUGAUGAAAUGUCUCAAAGAGGGGUUGACCCUGAUGUUAUGUGUUAUAAUAUUUUGAUUCAUGGGUUGUUUAGAAAAGGUGAUUCUGAGAAGGCUAAUGAGAUUUGGGAGAGGUUGUUGGAAGAGUCCACAGUAUAUCCAAAUGCCGUGACUUAUAAUGUCAUGAUUAAUGGUUUGUGCAAAUGUGGGAAGUUCAAUGAGAGUUUCGAAAUAUGGAAUAGGAUGAAGGAGAACGAGAGAGAGCAGGACUUGUUUACUUACAGCUCAAUGAUUCAUGGUUUGUGCGAAGCUCAAAAUGUAAAUGGUGCUGAGAAAGUUUACAAAGAGAUGGUUGAGAGUGGUGUGUUGCCUGAUGUUAUUACCAAUAAUGCAAUGCUUAACGGGCUUUGUCAAGCGGGAAAGAUUAAAGAGUGCUUCGAGUUGUGGGAGGUUAUGGGUAGAAGUGGUUGUCGUAAUGUUGUGAGUUAUAACAUAUUACUCAAAGGAUUGUUUGAGAAUGGAAAGCUGGAAGAAGCUAUUUUUAUUUGGGAACAUUUGCUUGAGAAGGGUCGUGUCCCAGAUUCCACAACUUAUGGUGUAUUAGUUCAUGGAUUAUGUAGUAAUGGGUACUUGGAUAAGGCUUUAUGUAUAUUGAAAGAGGCAGAAAACAGGGGAGGUGAUCUGGACAUGUUUGCAUAUUCCUCAUUGAUUAACGGGCUGUGCAAACAAAGAAGAUUAGAUGAAGCGGCCAUAGUUGUUGAUCAAAUAGGUCAACGUGGCUAUAAAGUGAAUUCUUAUGUUUGUAAUUCAUUGAUUGGUGGAUUUGUCCGAGCUUCCAAACUCGAAGCAGCAAUUAGCUUUUUCCGGGAAAUGAGCAACAAGGGAUACUCUCCUACAGUUGUCUCGUAUAAUAUUCUCAUAAAUGGUUUGUGCAAAGCAGAAAGAUUUAGUGAUGCAUAUAAUUUCGUUAAGGAAAUGCUUGGAAAGGGAUGGGAACCAGAUAUGGUCACGUAUAGCUUGUUGAUGGAUGGCCUUUGUCAGGGCAAAAAAAUCGAGAUGGCUCUCAACUUGUGGCAGCAAGUUCGUGACAAAGGUUUGAAGCCUGAUGUGACUAUGCACAACAUUAUAAUUCACGGUCUUUGCUCUGCAGGCAAGGUGGAAAAUGCUUUGGAACUCUAUUUUCAGAUGAGGCAGGGUGACUGCAUUCCAAAUCUUGUGACGCACAACACCCUCAUGGAGGGAUUUUUCAAAGCCAGAGACUGUAAUAAGGCAUCAGGGAUAUGGGCCCGCAUUUUAAAACAUGGGCUGCAGCCAGAUAUCAUAUCAUAUAAUAUUACUUUCAAGGGGCUUUGCUCUUGCAAUAGACUAUCAGAUGCUAUUAUAUAUUUGGAGGACGCUUUGAGUCAUGGAACUCUUCCUACUGCCAUAACAUGGAACAUUCUUGUCAGAGCGGUACUCAACAGUGGGAAUAUGACUUAAUCCUGGCACUAUCAUCGAUCCUCUGUUGUUUUGAAUGCAUUCAUUCAGAAAAGCUGACGCAGGUGUUAUAGGUCUAAUUUAUUAUUUUCAUUCAUAUCUUACAUUUGUAAAUUUAAACAUAUUUUAUAUAGGAGUGGAGUGAAGCCAAAAUUUCAUUUCCAGUUUGAAUUAGAGACGUUACAGUAAAACUGGCCGUGUGUUCUGUUGAACAUCAUCACCUGCAGUUGUUGCUUUAGCUUUGUACGAUGAUAAAAAUUGGCCAGCAAUUGUAUACAUCUUCUUAGCUUCUGUCAAUAGUUUUGAUGCUGGGAGAACAGUUGCAUAUUGUUACAAGUAAUUUCUAAGAGCAAAGAUGAUAAGAACUUCAUGUUGUCUUCUCAUAAUCAAUAAAGAUUGGAUCCUUGUUCUUUCUAAGCAAUUACAUGAAGCAAUAUUGGGUUGAACAUUUUGUCUUCCAGAAUCCAGACUAUCAACCUGAGAAAAAAACCCCUGAUCGGGUAACCUGAAUACCAAUUUCGAAUUAUUACUGGCUAAGUAAUUCAAUUCUGGGCCAAGUACAUUUUUGUGGAGCACUCCUGGAAAACCUGCAGUUGAAAUCUGUAGUUUGGGACCUUGUUCUUUCUAAACAAAUACAUGAAGUAAUAUAGGGUGGAACAGCUUGUCCUCCAGAAUCCAAAAUUCCAACCUGGAAAAAAAAACAUUGUUGGGUAACCUGAAUACCAAUUUCGAAUUAUUAAUGGUCAAGUAAUUUCAAUUCUGGGCCAUUUACAUUUCUGUGGAGCACGCCUGGAAAACCUACCAAAAGGAUUGUUUGGCAGUUGAAAACUUUAGAUAUUUGUGGGUCAUAUGACCAAAAGCAAAACUAUUGGCUGUGCCUUUUCUGCUAAAAAGCCAAUGCAAUGGUGAGAUAAUUUAAUGGUGUAUUUUUAUUUAUUUAUUUGGUUUUUGCUUUUUCUUGCCUCAUUCUAAUAACAUUCUAAAUGUACUAUUCUUUUGAUUUUAGUCCUGUCAGGCAGAUUUGUUUCAUAGAUUAUGCUUUUUAAAUUUAAAGAAUCUAAUGAUGUAUCUGCAUCUAUCAACAGCUAUAUUAAUCUGCUAACAGUUAUAUAUCACGAUCCACUGAUCCAGAAAUUUGUACAAGCAUCGGAUGGCAACUAAUUUUAAUGGUUUUGGUGAUUUCAGUCAUAUCACCAUGAUCAGCUAUUAUGAUGAUGCAAAAGCAAAAUAGCUUGAUAUAUCAGGCCUAAGUGAUGAGUUUUUUACUUAGGUUUAUUAGUCAUGCUAUAUUCU